GCCUUCAAACCCCUGGGAGGUGGACAGAACAGACUCUAAUCCCCAGAUGACAGAUGUAGACACCAAGGCUUAGACAACAAAAGAGGCUCAGGACAAGCCCCAGGCUGAAAAGUGGCAGGACUUCGAGGUGAUUCAGAUUUGGGGGGUGGGGAAAGGUCAUUGCUGGAGGAAUAGGGGUACCCCAAGCAUGCCCUGACCUCUCCAGCUUUCCUGAGCUACACUGCAGCCCAGCCCCCUAUAUUCUAUCACCUGUUCCUGAUCUGCCUGAGCCACCCCCCUGUGUGGUGCUCCUGCCAAAAGAAACCUGUAGGCACCAGGAAAGGACCCAGGGCACAAGGAACUGCCGAGCUGUAUCGGGUGUGGAGUUGGGAGCCUGUGACGUCACCCAGGCUUUAUGUGGAGUCUGCAUCUGAAUCUGGGUGUUGUGAGUCCUUUGUGUGAUUAUAUCUGAGACCCUGUGCAACCCAAGGCUUUGUCUCUGUGUGAUUGAACUGAGUGUCUAGGGGACUGGAGAAGGCAGGGCCCCCUGGGGAGCACUGGGGAGGAGGGGGUGGGAAGGAAAGUGCUGAGGAGCAGCUCUGAAGCUUCAAACUGGUCAGACGACUUUGGGAACCUGGGAGCAGAAAGCCAAGAAGGGAGAGGAGAGAACAGGCGGACAGAGGAGCAGGCUGGAGGCUGGACAGGCGGACGGAUUCAGGGCUGUGGCAUGAAGCUACUUCCCAGCUGGAGAGCGGUGCUGCCUGUGGGCGCUCGGGGCCGGGUCUGGCCAUGGGCACAACAACCCAGAAAGAUUGCUAAACUUCCAAGACUGUCUAUGCCUCACUGCCCACUCUGGCCCUUUCUUGGAAAACAAGACGAGGUCCCGUGUUCAGGCUCAGGAACUGCUCACACCUGUGACCCAGAGAUGAGGGCCCAGGAGGACCCCGAGGGCCAGGCACAGCAUGAGGACCUGGGCCUAGCAGGGCCCUCCACGAAGGACCCCCCGGUGUCCCUGCCCACAGAGCCCAAGUUCGACAUGCUGUACAAGAUCGAAGAUGUGCCGCCCUGGUAUCUGUGCAUCCUGCUGGGCUUCCAGCAUUACCUGACAUGCUUCAGUGGCACCAUCGCUGUGCCCUUCCUCCUGGCUGAGGCGCUGUGUGUGGGCCGUGACCAGCACAUGGUCAGCCAGCUCAUUGGCACCAUCUUCACCUGCGUGGGCAUCACCACCCUCAUCCAGACCACGCUGGGCAUCCGGCUGCCGCUGUUCCAGGCUAGCGCCUUUGCAUUUCUGAUCCCAGCUAAAGCCAUCCUGGCCCUGGAGAGAUGGAAAUGUCCCCCAGAAGAGGAGAUCUAUGGCAACUGGAGUCUGCCCCUGAACACUUCUCAUAUCUGGCACCCACGGAUGAGAGAGGUCCAGGGUGCAAUCAUGGUAUCCAGCAUAGUGGAAGUGGUGAUUGGGCUGAUGGGACUGCCUGGGGCCCUGCUCAGCUACAUUGGGCCUCUCACGGUCACCCCCACUGUCUCCCUUAUUGGCCUCUCUGUUUUCCAAGCUGCUGGUGACCGAGCUGGCUCCCACUGGGGAAUCUCAGCUUGCUCCAUUCUCCUGAUCGUCCUCUUCUCCCAGUACCUGCGCAACCUCACCUUCCUGCUGCCUGUCUACCGCUGGGGCAAGGGCCUCAGUUUCUUCCGCAUCCAGAUCUUCAAGAUGUUUCCUAUUGUGCUGGCCAUCAUGACCGUGUGGCUGCUCUGCUACAUCCUGACCCUGACAGAUGUGCUGCCCACAGACCCUACAGCCUAUGGCUUCCAGGCACGAACGGACGCCCGAGGGGACAUCAUGGCUAUUGCACCCUGGAUCCGAAUUCCCUACCCCUGUCAGUGGGGCCUGCCCACAGUGACUGCAGCUGCUGUCCUAGGAAUGUUCAGUGCCACAUUGGCGGGUAUCAUUGAAUCCAUCGGAGAUUACUAUGCUUGUGCCCGCCUGGCUGGUGCACCACCCCCUCCAGUACAUGCUAUCAACAGGGGCAUCUUCACCGAAGGCAUCUGCUGCAUCAUCGCAGGGCUGUUGGGCACCGGCAAUGGGUCCACCUCGUCCAGCCCCAACAUUGGGGUCCUGGGGAUUACCAAGGUGGGCAGCAGGCGCGUGGUGCAGUAUGGUGCGGGCAUCAUGCUGGUCCUGGGCACUAUUGGCAAAUUCACAGCCCUCUUCGCUUCGCUCCCUGACCCCAUCCUGGGGGGCAUGUUCUGCACCCUCUUCGGCAUGAUAACCGCUGUGGGGCUGUCCAACCUGCAGUUCGUGGACAUGAACUCCUCCCGCAACCUCUUCGUGCUCGGAUUUUCCAUGUUCUUUGGACUUACACUGCCAAAUUACCUGGAGUCCAACCCCGGCGCCAUCAACACAGGUAUUCCUGAAGUGGACCAGAUUCUGACUGUGCUACUGACCACGGAGAUGUUCGUGGGUGGGUGCCUUGCUUUCCUACUGGACAACACAGUGCCAGGAAGCCCAGAGGAAAGAGGCCUGGUGCAGUGGAAAGCUGGGGCCCACGCCAACAGUGAGAUGUCUACCAGUCUCAAGAGCUAUGAUUUCCCCUUUGGGAUGAACAUGAUAAAAAGGAUUGCCUUUCUGAAAUACAUUCCUAUCUGCCCAGUCUUCAAAGGAUUUUCUUCAAGGUCAAAAGAUCAGCGUCCAGUUCCAGAAGAUAUUUCAGAAAAUAGAGAAACUGGGCCUGUGUGCACCAAGGUCUGAAAAAUUACUCCCAGGAAAGGUAGGAUGUGUUAGUCUACGGCUUUUGUGUGAGGAUUGAAAAAUCACAUUCUUAUAUACUUUAACCAAAGGAAAACCAAACUACUUGGUUUCCCUUUUUGUGACCUAUUUGAGUGUCUUCAAGGGGAAAGUAAACUGGGUUAAAAAGUCAAUAUAUGGAUUUUGAGUAGAA
Molecule: messenger RNA, 2912 nt
Organism: Myotis lucifugus (little brown bat)
Lineage: Eukaryota; Metazoa; Chordata; Mammalia; Chiroptera; Vespertilionidae
Gene: SLC23A1
Product: solute carrier family 23 member 1
Exons: 16
Coding region: 707-2722 (671 amino acids)
Biological process (GO): transmembrane transport
Cellular component (GO): membrane
Molecular function (GO): transmembrane transporter activity
Source: RefSeq, a predicted model, not a curated record